AUGGAUAACCACCGCGAUCGCAACGUUAGCCGGCCGGUGACCACCUGGAUGGCUAGUCCGUCCUCGUUGACUCAAUCACAAAAAGCUAAGCCAUUUGCUCCACUACCUGUGAUCGCUGAGGCUACUACCUCGAGGCACAAUACGGCCAUAGAUCGAAACCAGACUAAUCGAAAACCGUACACAAACGUCGAAAUCCACAAUAUACCUCCAAUACAAGAUCAGCCUAGUCAACCUUCAAUCCCGGUUACCGUCUCAAGCAUUUGGCAACAUUAUCUCAGAAUCUGCAUAAUUCCGCAUUGGAAUAAAUGGUAUUUGGCCCUUCACAACCAAGAAAUGAACCUGGUUUUAGUAAGAAAAAUCACUGCCUCGAGUUUUCACGCUAUUCAGGAUCUUCCUGCAAUCCGACACGAAAACAUCGCUACUUUCGAGAUUAUUUUCGAGAGCCUAGUACCGUCAUCUCGAGAGUAUUAUAUAGCAGCCGAAUAUAUGGAGCUAACACUACAACACUUAAUCGACUCGGUAUUUGACCUUGAGGAAAGUGAGAUUGCUACUAUCAUACGUGAGAUAUUGGACGCCAGAAGCUUUCUCCAGAUUAACGGUCUCGACCAUUGCGAUAUCACCCCUUCUCGAGUUUUCAUCUCUGCUUCGACCGGAAGUGUUAAGAUCGGCGACCCAUUCGCAAUCAAAAAGAUCGAUACAAAAAAUCGACAAGAUGCUCAAUCUGGAACUCGAUUUACGACGCUCAUCCUUGAAAUGAUGCAACACGGAAGCUCCAGCUUUGAUAACCAGCAGCCAGUUAUCAAAGAACAAGAGAGGUGGUCAUCGGACCUCAAAAACUUUUUGUCCAUUUCCUCAACUGCCUCUCCAGCAGAGAUGCUCAAGGUUGGACCCGUAGUGCGUAUCGGAACUACGAUUAUCUGUGGACUAACUCAGAACCGCAUUAUAGAGCCAAUAUAUAACACGAUACCGCCACAUCAAAACUGGGACUCUGCUCCGUAUUGCUCUUCUUGUGAUGUAUGCGACUUAUCGACCAUAUGA
Messenger RNA from Orbilia oligospora ATCC 24927, 1038 nucleotides. RefSeq lists its product as uncharacterized. Bases 1 to 1038 code for a protein of 345 amino acids. NCBI's taxonomy places the organism in Eukaryota, Fungi, Ascomycota, Orbiliomycetes, Orbiliales, Orbiliaceae. Gene Ontology annotation, biological process: protein phosphorylation. The transcript is spliced from 2 exons. Gene Ontology annotation, molecular function: ATP binding; protein kinase activity. The record is from RefSeq and is a predicted model, not a curated record.